AUGACUCGCGGCAAGCUCGACGUGAACGUGCUCUCGGCGAUCAGGUUGAAGGACACGCAGACGUUCGGGAAACAAGACCCGUACGUCGUGCUCAAGGUUGGAGAGAGUCAGUCGGUGCGAACCAAGGUGUGCAAGGAUGGCGGAACGAGCCCGACGUGGAACGAACGAUUUUCCUUCAAUAUCGCGCGCGGGGAGAACGAGAUUGAUCUGCGGAUAUGGAAUGCGAACUUAAUGACGAGCGAUAAGUGCAUAGGGGCGGCGGUGGUGGAGCUCGAUAAGGUUUUUAAGGAACAGUUUGACGACGUGGAGGUGAGCGUGUUCGACGGCAAGGGACGACCGGCCGGGUUGAUCAACGUGGUGUUGACGUUCGCGCCGUCGCAGGUAUCAAAACCACACGAAACGACACAGGUGGUGGCGCAGGCGAGCCCGCGUGCGGUGGUGCAGCCCGUCGCGGGCGCGGGCGCAGCCGGGUACGCGGUGCAACUGCCGACGAACGGUGGCGCGCACUUUCAACAAUACGGUGGGCGCCCAGCGAUACACGCGACGGCGGCGCCGCACGUGAACACGCCGAACGUCACAUAUAUCCCGUACCAAGCGCCGCCUUCGGCACCGCCGCAACCGUACGUUCCACGACCCAUCGGCGGCGCUGGAGUAUCUCAUCCGCCACCGCCCGGAUAUCCACUGUCUCAUCCACCGCCGCCAGGAUACAAUCCUCGACCCGCGGCAUAUCCCCCGCCGCCGAGAGACGAUGUAUGGGGAUAA
Molecule: messenger RNA, 762 nt
Organism: Ostreococcus tauri
Lineage: Eukaryota; Viridiplantae; Chlorophyta; Mamiellophyceae; Mamiellales; Bathycoccaceae
Product: C2 calcium-dependent membrane targeting
Exons: 2
Coding region: 1-762 (253 amino acids)
Source: RefSeq, a predicted model, not a curated record